GAUCGAGCAGUGGCGGUACGAAAAGACCAAGAUGGCGGACUGAGUUGCGGUGGAGUUGAACAUUUACGGUUUUAAAGCCUUGUAGAAUCGAAUAUAGCAUCAAAUACAUCAAUAUAUUGAUGUUUCCUUUAGAGCGAGAGCGUUUUAGCUGAAGUGAAGAUUGAAGACGUGAUAGAAGAUGGACGACUACUGCUCUGCUAAGAUGGUGACGUCACGUAAAAGAGAAUCAACAACGGAGAAAAAGACGAAAGAUGAAGACGUCCGGCAGCUGAUUGGUUAUCCAGAAGAACUUCACCUUCAGGGGAGCUCCACUUUGAAGCAGGAGACUCCACAACCACCCUGCAUUAAAAAUGAAGAGGAGGAACUCUGCAUCACUCAGGAGGGAGAGUGUCUUCUAGGACGAGAGGAAGCUGAUUACACCAAGUUGCCACUGAGUAUUCUCUCUGUGAAGACUGAAGAUGGUGAAGAGAAACCACAAGCAGACAACCUCUUAGCUCCACUAUCAGAUAGUGAGGCUGAAGACGAGGUGGAAGUACCUUUGAGCAGCGAUACAGACUGUGAAGGUGAUAUGAGGACUCGCACUGACAACAAACACUCUGAAUGCUCUAAAAAGAAGACCGACGCCCAGCAGUUGAUUGGUCAUCCAAAAGAAGUUUCCCCUCAGUCAGGGGGGAGCUCCACUUUGAAGCAGGAGACUCCACAACCACCCUGCAUUAAAAAGGAAGAGGAGGAACUCUGCAUCACUCAGGAGGGAGAGUGUCUUCUAGGACGAGAGGAAGCUGAUUACACCAAUUUGCCACUGACUGUUGUCUCUGUGAAGACUGAAGAUGAUGAAGAGAAACCACAAGUAGACAACCUCUUAGCUCCACUAUCAGAUAGUGAGGCUGAAGACGAGGUUGAAGUACCUUUGAGCAGCGAAACAGACUGUGAAAGUGAAAUGAGGACUCAGGCUGACAGCAAACACUCUACAAAGAAGAGAGGAAAAAGACGUUACAGCUGCUCAGUUUGUGGUAAAGGCUUUUCCCGUAAGAGCAUUUUGACUCGACACUUGAGAACGCAUACAGGAGAAAAACCAUUUAAGUGCUCAGUUUGUGGUAAAAGCUUUUCCCAAAAAGGACAUUUGAUUGAACACACGAGAACGCACACAGGAGAAAAAACAUUUAAUUGCUUAGAUUGUUGUAAAAGCUUUACUAGAAAGAGCCAUUUGACCCAACACAUGAGAUCGCACACAGGGGAAAAACCGUUUAAGUGUUCCGCGUGCGGUAAAAGUUUUUCGCAAAAGAUCCGUUUGACUGAACACACGAGAACGCACACAGGAGAAAAACCCUUUAAUUGUUCAGUCUGCGGUAAAAGCUUUCCUCGAAACAGCGACGUGACUCAACACAUGAGAACACACACAGGCGAAAAACCAUUUAAAUGCUCCGUUUGUGGUAAAAGCUUUCCUCAUAAGACCAAUUUGAUACAUCACCUAAGGACACACACAGGAGAAAAAACAUAUAUUUGUUCAGUUUGUGGAAAAAGCUUUUCUCGGAAGAACAAUAUGAUUCAACACAUGACAACACACACGGGAUAAAGUAACUUGUAAUUGUUCCAUUUUGUUUUCAGAAGAGCUAUUUGACUCAACACACAAUAAAAGUCACUGGAGAAACUA
This is a messenger RNA of Nerophis ophidion (straightnose pipefish), 1651 nucleotides long. RefSeq names its product zinc finger protein 391-like. Gene Ontology annotation, biological process: regulation of transcription by RNA polymerase II. Lineage: Eukaryota; Metazoa; Chordata; Actinopteri; Syngnathiformes; Syngnathidae. The transcript has 3 exons. The record is from RefSeq and is a predicted model, not a curated record. Gene Ontology annotation, molecular function: RNA polymerase II cis-regulatory region sequence-specific DNA binding; DNA-binding transcription factor activity, RNA polymerase II-specific. Gene Ontology annotation, cellular component: nucleus. Bases 179 to 1573 code for a protein of 464 amino acids.